AUGGCGUACGACCGAUAUGUCGCCAUCUGCCAACCACUGCACUAUGAGAGGCUGAUGAACAGGAUAGCUUGUGUCCAAAUGACAGUCAGUGGCUGGAUUACUGGUAUUGUCUACUCUGCAGUGUACACUGGGAACACCUUCAAGUUACCCUUCUACCAGUCCAAUGUCAUCAACCAGUUCUUCUGUGAAAUCCCCCAGCUACUCAAGCUCACCUGCUCUAACUCAUACCUCAGUGAAGUUGGGGGUAAUGCCUUCAUUGUAUUUUUAGUGUUAAACUACUUUGUUUUUAUUAUUGUGUCUUAUGUUCAGAUCUACAAAGCAGUGCUGAGAAUCCGCUCUCAGCAGGGCCGGUGUAAAGCCUUCUCCAACAGCCUGCCUCAUCUCACUGUGGUCUCUUUGAUGUUUCUCACUGGCAUCUUUGAUUACCUGAAACCCACCUCCAGCUCAGCAUCAUGUCUGGACCUUGUGGUGGAUGUUCUCUAUUCCCUGGUGCCUCCAGUGAUGAAUCCAAUCAUCUACAGCAUGAGGAACAAAGAGAUUAAAGCUGCAUUGAAGAAACUGAUUGUGUGGAGGUUAUUCACCAAGAAUUAA
Molecule: messenger RNA, 591 nt
Organism: Gopherus flavomarginatus (Mexican gopher tortoise)
Lineage: Eukaryota; Metazoa; Chordata; Testudines; Testudinidae
Product: olfactory receptor 14C36-like
Exons: 1
Coding region: 1-591 (196 amino acids)
Biological process (GO): G protein-coupled receptor signaling pathway
Cellular component (GO): membrane
Molecular function (GO): olfactory receptor activity
Source: RefSeq, a predicted model, not a curated record